Drosophila suzukii is the source of this 1702-nucleotide messenger RNA. RefSeq names its product Death caspase-1 (gene Dcp-1). Gene Ontology annotation, cellular component: cytoplasm. Gene Ontology annotation, biological process: apoptotic process; positive regulation of neuron apoptotic process; proteolysis. NCBI's taxonomy places the organism in Eukaryota, Metazoa, Arthropoda, Insecta, Diptera, Drosophilidae. The record is from RefSeq and is a predicted model, not a curated record.
GGCAAGUGCAUACACACCACUACAUGCAAUAGAAGUUUGUUUUCGAACGAGAAGCACGCUUAACCUCCGUUAAUUGAUUGAUUAGGCACGUCUGAUCUGAGCCAUAAAAGGACAUUAAGUUGAUUGUUUAAGCCUAAUAGCAAACUUCAAAAAACAGAGGCAGAAAAACAGCUGUGCGGCGGAAAGUUUGGCCAACUCAAGUUGGUUGAAGAACCCGAACCAGAACAAGAAUCGCACCCAAAAAGGGCGCAACAACUGAGGCAGAAGAAGAAGAACAGCAGGAGGAGGAGAAAAACAGGCAGACGGCGAAGGCGAACAAAAGGAGAAGCGCAAACAAUCAAAACAAGAAAAAGAGUGCCGAGGAGGGACUCAAAAUGACGGACGAGUGCGUAACCAGAAACUACGACUUUGGGGUGCUCGGCUCAAAUGGAGCGGUGCGGGGCAGUCGGAACAGCGGCCUUAUAGCUGAUAAUACCGAUGCCAAGGGCUGUACGCCGGAGUCGGUUGUUGUUGGUGGUGCAAAUGCAACUGCAGCGAGCGCCUCCCCCCUUCCAGCCAACAAGUUUGUGGCCCGAAUGCCGGUGGAUCGAUAUGCCAGCGAAUACAAUAUGAAUCACAAGCACCGCGGGCUGGCCCUGAUCUUCAAUCAUGAGCACUUUGAUAUACCUUCGCUGAAGAGCCGCACCGGGACGAAUGUGGAUGCCCAGGAGCUGAAGAAAGCUCUGGAUUCCCUGGGAUUCACGGUGUCCGUGCACAAGGACUGCAAACUAAGGGAUAUCCUGAAGCAUAUUGAGAAGGCCGCCGAACAGGAUCACACGGACAACGACUGCCUGGCGGUGGCCAUCCUUUCCCACGGGGAACAUGGCUACCUUUACGCCAAAGAUACGCAGUACAAGCUGGACAACAUUUGGCACUAUUUCACCGCCAGCUUCUGCCCCUCGUUGGCGGGAAAACCCAAGAUGUUCUUCAUCCAAGCCUGCCAGGGCGAUCGUUUGGAUGGCGGAAUAACCCUGGAGAAGGCUGUUACCGAGACGGAUGGCGAGUCCUCGACGAGCUACAAGAUACCCAUACACGCCGACUUUCUGUUCUCCUACUCGACCAUUCCGGGAUACUUCUCCUGGCGCAACAUUAACAACGGCUCCUGGUACAUGCAGUCGCUGAUCCGGGAGCUGAACACGAAUGGCAAAAAGUACGACAUGCUCACCCUGCUCACUUUCGUCAACCAGCGCGUUGCUCUAGACUUUGAGUCGAACGUGCCCGCCACUCCGAUGAUGGAUCGCCAGAAGCAAAUACCGUGCCUCACCUCCAUGCUGACGCGCAUACUGCGCUUUGGCGACAAACCGAAAGGUAAUAAGGCUGGCUAGGAAAAACAAAAAAAAAAGAUCUCUUAACAAAAUUAGGUUGUACAACCAUCUCCCGCAAUCAUUCACUUUGGAUUCCAUAUCACUUCAUGUCUAGUUUUAAAUGACGCGUGCCAUUAUCCCGGAGGAUAUGCAGCACACUGAUUCCCAUUAUCGCACCCAUUUCCGGCCUUAUCGUUGACGAAAUUCGUUGCCCACUUAAGUAUAUGAUUUCCCUAAUUAUAAGCAACACUUGCCAAUCAGCAAACCCACAAAUAUGAAAUAAGAUUAUACAAUGAAGAUUUAUACAUAUACACAAACAUAUAUAUUUGAUAUGCAUACGAAUAAAAAUGAAUUAAUAA